GGCGGGUUCAAAUAGGAGUGGGAGCCAUCUUGAACGGUUGGUUGACAAGAAGACUGUUUCGUAGUCAGCUAAAAAAAAAAAACACACACACACAGAGUACAGCUCACAAACACCGCACAGGGACCCGGUUAAUCCAGGUAUUCAAGGGUUGGAUAAAGCUGAAUGGAGGACGCAGUUGUGGCUGUUUAAGCCAGAUGACAAUGGCAGAAAACAUCCAUGCUAAGCCCUGAUUCACUACAAACCAUGCUCAUGAGUUUUCUGAUCUGGAGAAAGAGGGUCAACAUUUCUCGUUGAAGGAACCUGCUGAGACAAAAUUUGAACAAUUUAACAUUUGGAUAAUUAUUUGAAGUCUCAGAGAAAGAGUGAGGGGGGAAAAGGACAGAUCUUAAGUUCAGAGUGGUCCCCGGUGGAGUGGACGCACUUUAAAAAAAAACAGAGACUCAUAAAAGAGGUUUCAUUGCAGAAACUACAAGCUGUGUAAACAUGAGUACGGCCAGGACGGAGAACCCGGUGAUUUUGGGCUUGUCCAACCAGAAUGGACAGCUCAGGGGCUCGGUGAAGCCGGCAGGAGCACCAGGUGGAGGAGGAGGUGGCGGAGGAGGAGGAGGAGGCCCUCAACAACAGCAACUUAACCAGAUGAAAGGCGCAAUCAAUAAUGGCAGUUCCCAGCCGGCCCCGACGACUAACGCCGUCAUCAAACCUGGAGAUGACUGGAAGAAAAAUUUGAAAUUGCCCCCAAAAGACAUGAGGAUGAAAACUUCGGAUGUGACUGCAACUAAAGGCAACGAGUUUGAAGAUUAUUGCCUAAAGAGGGAGCUGCUCAUGGGAAUCUUUGAGAUGGGCUGGGAAAAGCCAUCUCCAAUCCAGGAGGAAAGCAUUCCCAUUGCACUGUCAGGAAGGGACAUCUUGGCAAGAGCCAAGAACGGCACGGGAAAGAGUGGAGCCUACCUCAUUCCCUUACUUGAACGCAUUGACCUGAAGAAGGACUGCAUACAAGCUUUGGUCAUAGUGCCCACCAGAGAACUGGCUCUGCAAGUAAGCCAAAUAUGUAUCCAGGUCAGCAAACACAUGGGCGGAGUGAAGGUGAUGGCAACCACGGGUGGAACCAACCUACGUGAUGACAUCAUGAGACUCGACGAAACGGUACAUGUGGUCAUCGCUACUCCUGGGAGGAUUUUAGACCUCAUUAAAAAAGGAGUGGCCAAAGUCAAUCAAGUGCAGAUGAUUGUUCUGGAUGAAGCUGACAAACUCCUGUCUCAGGAUUUUGUGGUCAUGAUGGAGGAGAUUCUGGGUUUUCUGGCCAAACAGAGGCAGAUUCUGCUCUAUUCUGCAACCUUCCCUCUCAGUGUGCAGAAGUUUAUGAAUGCACACUUGCAGAAACCCUAUGAGAUCAACCUGAUGGAGGAGCUUACGCUGAAGGGUGUGACUCAGUAUUAUGCUUAUGUAACUGAAAGGCAAAAGGUUCAUUGCCUUAACACCUUGUUCUCCAGGCUCCAGAUCAACCAGUCUAUAAUCUUCUGCAACUCCUCUCAGAGAGUGGAGCUCCUUGCCAAGAAGAUCUCCCAGCUCGGUUAUUCAUGUUUCUACAUUCAUGCCAAGAUGAGACAGGAACAUCGUAACCGCGUGUUCCACGACUUCAGAAACGGCCUCUGCAGGAAUCUCGUCUGCACUGACCUCUUCACAAGAGGAAUUGACAUUCAAGCUGUGAAUGUUGUGAUCAAUUUUGACUUUCCCAAGCUGGGAGAAACGUACCUGCAUCGCAUUGGAAGAUCUGGCCGCUUCGGACACUUGGGUCUAGCCAUCAACCUCAUCACUUACGAUGAUCGCUUCAACCUGAAAGGGAUUGAGGAGCAGCUUGGAACAGAGAUCAAACCCAUCCCUGGCAUCAUUGACAAGAGCCUAUAUGUGGCAGAGUACCACAGUGAGAGUGGUGAAGAAGUCAAGCCAUGAGCCAAUCAGUCCAUCCUCCAUUCCCCUUUGUACCUUUUCACCCCCCCCUCUUGGAGUUCGUUUUUUUUAUUUUUUUUUUUUUAUGUACAGUUUCUGUCUGUCUUCCUUUUUUGGAUGCCACCAUAAGGAUUGUGUAUUUUGAUGGACGCGUUUCGGAAGAACUCAUUCGCCCUUUUAUUGGGGCUCUGUGCUGCACCACCACACCCUGAAGACGUAAGCACCGGGAGGAAAGCAUGGGACCAAGUUUGAGGAAAAAUAUAUAGAUAUAUAUCAAUGCACAUCGCGACGAUUCAUAUCCACCAAUGACGCAGAGCCAGCACCAACAGACCGCUACGUGACACCCUCCAUUCUCCACGUUUUAUUUUGGAAGUUUUAACCAAUUUGUAUCAAGUGCCUUAACAAGCAGUUCAACUCGUUCUAAAGUAAUAACCCUUCAUUAUCAGCCAUCGUGCUCACUUCAUACAACACACACAUGCACACACACACACUCUCACGUACACCUAAUUGAAAAUUUGUCACACUAAUUUAAUGUCCGAUCACGUGGGGUGAAUUCAUAACUGUUUUCUGUUUUGGUCAUCUGUUUGCAAGGAAUGGAGAUGAAUAGGAGGGGAGGCCGGUCUCAAUGAUCUUUUUGCUGGCUCAGCUGCACUUCUGUCUGGCUGACCCAUGAGGACAAAACUUGGAUUUUUCCAUGGACAGAGAUGCUGGAUGUUUUCCAAGAGACAGCCAGACUGUCCAGUUGCUUGUGAAAAGAAAGAAAGAAAGAAAAGACCCAGACCCUUUCCUCUGUCUUCAGCAUCAAAACACUAAAAACGAAUAAGCAGCCUCUCAACACCAUGAGUCAUGAGGAUUCCUGUUUCGGUGGAGUUUAAUUGUAGGGAUCGCUUCUUUUUUUUUUUUUUUUCUUAUGUCCUGUGUUUCACUUUCCUAUGGAUGGCCAUAAUUAAUUCUGCGAGACGUGCAGCCGACAUGCGGGCUGCACCUUUACACCUUGUGUAUAUACCUUCAUUUUAAGAUUGUUUUAGACAAGUUCAAAAGGCUGGCUGACAAACUGAAAAGCUCCCCCCCUCUCCCUCCCCUCUUUUCUCUUUAGUUAGCACUGGAGACUGUUUUUCCUUAAUUGCCAGUUUGUUUAAUCUGCAAUAUUGGCCUGUGAAUUUAUUUAUAAUUUUAGAAGAAUUGCAGAAUUUAUUAGAAUCUAAAACAUUUAAAUGACCUUGUGCAUGAGAUGUUUCUUUUUUUUGGAGGCUUUGGAGUUUUCACAUCACUGAUAAUCUUUUUAGCCCCUCCAAAUUUGAUGGCGAGUGCAAUUCUCCGAAGCCGCACUUAAAGUGAGCUACUUUAAAUUGUUGCCCGUGUUCUCCUGCUACCAGUGUUAACAAGUGUUCAGUCCUGACAGACUUUGUUAAGCUUGUGCAUUUGAGUAAUUAAUUCUUUGUUGUCACCAGCCUUAACUUGUGAAACUGACUCUUGAGACACUCUCUGAGAUCUCCCGUUACAGUGAGUGUUGUUAUUGGAAGAGAAAAUAAUAUUCUAUCAUGUAGUAGUACUACUCGCUGCAGUGCAGCUGAAAUUGGCAGAGAAUUUGUUUUCUGGGGGAGGUAUUAGCUGUUACGUUGUUGGCCUUUAAGCACAGCUACAUUAUUUCACAAAUGUUGAGGAGGAAACUGUGGAUUUAUGCCCCCCCUCCCCUUUUAUUUUUUUUUUUGAAGAAUGUCGCCCAAAUGCAUCAAAAAUGAACCAUCUGAUAUAAAAUGUAGCAGGAAUUCAUCCUCUGUGCGUUGCAAAGUUAGCCGGCUUUAUUUAAAAAAGAAAAGAAAAGGAAAAAAGCGGCUAACGCGAUAAGAGACGCCUCACUAAAAGGAAAAAAAACAACCUGAGCAGGUUGGGCUGCACUUAAAAAAAA
Molecule: messenger RNA, 3856 nt
Organism: Larimichthys crocea (large yellow croaker)
Lineage: Eukaryota; Metazoa; Chordata; Actinopteri; Sciaenidae
Gene: ddx6
Product: DEAD (Asp-Glu-Ala-Asp) box helicase 6
Exons: 14
Coding region: 484-1950 (488 amino acids)
Molecular function (GO): RNA helicase activity; ATP binding; nucleic acid binding
Source: RefSeq, a predicted model, not a curated record